This is a messenger RNA of Colletotrichum destructivum, 670 nucleotides long. RefSeq lists its product as uncharacterized. NCBI's taxonomy places the organism in Eukaryota, Fungi, Ascomycota, Sordariomycetes, Glomerellales, Glomerellaceae. The record is from RefSeq and is a predicted model, not a curated record. The coding region runs from base 4 to 333 and encodes 109 amino acids. The transcript has a single exon.
CUCAUGGUCCACGAUCCCUGGGCAGUGACCUGGGCAGCUUCUGACACGGCGACGCUGACGCCAAAGUUGCCCGCUCUGACCAACUCGGUGGCUCUGCCGACCUGGACGCCCGGCCAGGUGAUUCCUGAUAGCGUUUACGAACCGCCGAGAGCGCAUAACGAUGGGUUGCAGAUAAGCCAGAGUGCUUAUCUCUUUAUUUGUAUUGGGAUACCUCUCAUCACAGCCGCUAUGAUCGGCUCCUGCAUAGGGUGCUGUGUGCAAAGCUGUAGAAAGAGAAGGCGGGAGGAGAGAGCCCUGGCAGGGAAUUCAUCCAUAAAACGGUCGUCGGGAUAAGAUGCGAGAACGAGAUGUAUGGACUGUUGUCCAGUGAGGGGUACAGAUCAAGGCGAUACUUGGUGUCGAGCCUGCCAGAUGCUCCCGACGACCGAUGACAAAGGCGACAACCAGAGACCCGGCAGUGUUGGAAGUGGCAGAACCCAAAGCAAGUGAGGUAUAUGGUUGGUAAGGAUCGGAGCAGACCUGCGAGUGGUGGCCUCAAAUUGGUUGGAACUUGUAAGGGCUGUGGAGCGUCGUCCUCCGAAUUUCAAGACAGAGCCGGGGCGAGUUUCAUUUGAAAGCUAGCCAGCUGUUCCAUAGACCGUUGUGAUUCGCAGAAUGUUCAACGAAAUUC